UAUGCGUUCACGGGCUCAGUCAGAGUCGCCUCGUUCAGACGGAAGCCCACCGAGGGAAGCAAAAUGGCUGUUAGCGUGACAUUUCCAAACUAAACACUACGGAUUCGCUUUAAGGAAUCACUUGUUCAGCACAUCGUGUUUCGUUACAACCGAAAGAGCACAUCCUCACCAGCAUCAUGUCUGCGAUGAAGGCUUCUGACGCCGCAUCAUCCCUUCAACUAUGCAGGAUCAUGCGGCCGGAUGAUGCCAACAUUGUCGGUAACGUGCACGGUGGCAACAUCCUGAAGAUGAUCGAGGAAGCCGGAUGCAUUAUUAGCACACGGCACUGCAACACACAGAAUGAGGACCGCUGCCUGGCUGUUUUGGUUCGUGUGGAGAAGACCGAGUUCUUGUCCCCCUUAUUCAUCGGGGAGGUCGCCCACGCCACGGCUGAGAUCACGUACACCUCGCCGCACUCGCUGGAAGUGCAAGUCAAAGUCAUGGGCGAGAACAUCCUCACAGGUGCCAAAAAGCUGGUCAACAGGGCCGUGCUGUGGUACGUACCCUGCUCUCUGCAGAAUGUCGACAAGAUCAUGGAGGUGCCGCCCAUCAAGUUUGCGGCAGAACAAGAGGAGGAGGGUCAGAAGCGGUACGAGGCUCAGAAGACGGCGAGACUGAAAACCAAAGAAAUGGUUGAAGAGGUCAUGCCACCUCCCCCCAAGCCAGAAAAGCACAGCGUUGGCUUCAGCCAGUCCAGUCUGAUCCAUUUGGUGGGUCCCUCGGACUGCACGCUGCACGAUUACGUUCACGGAGGCGUCACCAUGAAGUUGAUGGAUGAGGUUGCCGGCAUUGUGGCAGCACGCCACUGCAACACCAACAUUGUCACCGCCUCUGUGGACGCCAUCAAUUUUCAUCGCAAGAUUAAGAAAGGCUGUGUGGUGACUGUGACAGGCCGUCUCACGUUCAUCAGCAACAAGUCCAUGGAAAUAGAAGUGGUGGUAGAUGCCUGCUCGCUGGUUGACACGGAGAAAGUUAGCUAUCGCGCAGUUUCUGCCUUCUUCACUUUCAUCUCGCUGGACAAGUAUGGCAAAGCUCAGUCCGUCCCUCCUCUUAAGGUUAAUGGCGAGGAUGAGCAAAAGCGUUAUGAUGAAGGCCAAGCCCGUUACCUCUUCAAUAAAGCCAAGAGACUUGCAGCGAAGGAAGCCAACUAAUGACACGGCCGCAACACGACACCAAAGGAAAACAAAGUCCCUUUUCCUCAUCCUCUCCUCGGAUUGUAGCCUCCUGAACCGUGACCUGUUUCAUGCGCCAAAGCGAUCAUAUCUAUAUACAGUAUGUGUGUUAAAUUCAUGAGUGAAAUAUUUUAGUUUUGUGACAGACAAGUGCUGACUAGAUUAGAAGCUUUUCAAAGGACUUGAUGAAGUGUACAGGGUAAUAGUGCCACCAAAAUAAAUACAUGAAGGAACAAAUAAAAGAUCCGAACGCGA
Hippocampus comes (tiger tail seahorse) is the source of this 1466-nucleotide messenger RNA. RefSeq names its product acyl-CoA thioesterase 7 (gene acot7). NCBI's taxonomy places the organism in Eukaryota, Metazoa, Chordata, Actinopteri, Syngnathiformes, Syngnathidae. Gene Ontology annotation, cellular component: cytosol; cytoplasm. Gene Ontology annotation, molecular function: long-chain fatty acyl-CoA hydrolase activity. The transcript has 10 exons. The record is from RefSeq and is a predicted model, not a curated record. Gene Ontology annotation, biological process: fatty acid catabolic process; acyl-CoA metabolic process. The coding region runs from base 177 to 1190 and encodes 337 amino acids.